Messenger RNA from Ceratotherium simum simum (southern white rhinoceros), 1576 nucleotides. It is a transcript of the gene ANKRD33B, whose product is annotated as ankyrin repeat domain 33B. NCBI's taxonomy places the organism in Eukaryota, Metazoa, Chordata, Mammalia, Perissodactyla, Rhinocerotidae. Gene Ontology annotation, molecular function: protein binding. The record is from RefSeq and is a predicted model, not a curated record.
GCCUGCGCCCUGGCCCCCGGCCCGCGCCCCGGCCGCCAGCAUGGUGUUGCUGGCCGGGCCCGGGCCGGAGGGCGGCGGGGCGCGCUGUGUGUCUCCGCAGCCGCCCUCCCCGCCCCGGGACACGGAGGUCGGGGAGGACCCCGCUGACUACGAGGAGUACGAAGACUUCUCGCGUCUUCCGGACACCCGCAGCAUCGCUUCGGAUGACUCGUUCUACCCUCCUGGAGGCGAGGAGGAGUACGGCGCCGUGAGCGCGGAAAGCGUCCCGGAGGGCGUCCCGGAGGCGGCGACCCUCCUGCGCGCCGCCUGCGCCAACGACGUGGGGCUGCUGAAGGCGCUGGUGCGGCGGGGGCCGAGCGCUGAGGAGGUGCAGGAGACCGACCGCAACGGCCGGACCGGCCUUAUUGUCGCCUGCUACCAUGGCUUUGUGGAUACCGUGGUGGUCUUAGCAGAGUGCCCCCACGUUGACGUCAACUGGCAGGACAGCGAGGGGAACACGGCCCUCAUCACGGCUGCGCAGGCAGGGCACGCCAUCAUCACCAACUACUUGUUGAACUAUUUCCCUGGUCUUGACCUUGAAAGGAGGAACGCGUGGGGGCUCACGGCCCUGAUGAAAGCCGCCAUGCAGGGCCGCACGGAGUGCAUCCGAGCCCUGAUGCUCGCAGGGGCAGAUAUCCAUGCCAGGGACUCGCGCCGCGGGAUGUCGCCCCAGGAGUGGGCCGCUUACACGGGACGGUUUGAGGCGGUUCGCCUCAUCCAGAGGCUGCUGGACCGACCCUGCCCGGAGCAGUUCGCCGAAAAGUACAAGCCAGAGCUGCCGCUGGCCUCCGAGGCAGUUCUGAAGCCCGCGGGCUCCAAAAAUUGCCUGCAGAGGCUCACCGACUUUGUGCGGUCCACGCUGACCUCCCGCUCGCGCCAGGGCCUGGAGGAUGGAGGGGUCCUGGACCACAUGGUCAGGAUGACCACGAGCCUCUACAGCCCCGCCGUGGCCAUUGCCUGCCAGACCGUGUGCCCCGAGAACCCCCCUUGUGUGGGGAAAAGGCGGCUGGCGGUGCAGGAAAUCCUGGAGGCUCACGGGGACCCGGACACGCAUACCCAGGAGAGGAACGAGCUGGAGGGCACCGAGCAGCAAUUUCGGACCUCCCUCGCAGUGGGGGUCUCCAGAGAGGGGGCCCCGAGAGCCAGCCUCCCGUCUCUCCAGCUGCCGCGUGCCCCGCAGAAGGCCAGCCUCCUGCCCCUGCCGCUGCUGAGGCGGAGCAGCGUGCGGCCGGGCGUGGUCAUCCCCAAGGUGCGCAUCAGCAAGGCGCCCGCGCCCACCUUCCACCCGGAGCGGGCGGCUCCGAAGGGCAGCACCAAGGACAGCGCCCACCUGCAGCUCCCCAAGUGGCGGUACAAGGAGAUCAAAGAGGAAAAGAGGAAGGCGGAAGAGGCGGAGAAGCAGCGGGUGGCAGAGGCGCAGAAGCACAGACGGGCGCGGCCCUGGAGGAAAAGGACGUGAGAGGGUCCGCAGCCCGGAAGGCGUGUCCCAAGAGGGGAAGCAGGAUGCAGAGCCUGGACGGGAUGCGCGCUGCCCGGG